GGUGUGCAGAGCACUGUCGUAAGCGCUCGACCGCAUGGCGGUGAGCGUGCGCGUGGAGCCGCCUGGGCCCUGCCCGUGGGACGAGGCGGUGCGGGUGUCGGUCCGGGGCCUGGGCCCGGGGCAGGCGGUGACGGUGCGCGCCUCGCUGCUGGACGAGUCCGGGGAGCCGUUCGGGGCGCGGGGCCGCUACCGGGCGGACGGCGGCGGGCGGCUGGAGCUGGAGCGGGCGGCGGCGGGGCCGGGCGGCAGCUUCUCCGGCCUGGAGCCCAUGGGACUCAUCUGGGCCCUGCGGCCCCAACGGCCCCUGUGGCGGCUGGUCAAGCGGGACGUGCGGACCCCGUUCCGCGUCGAGCUGCAGGUGCUGGACGGCCACGGCCCCGCGGACGGGCCCGUGCUGGCCAACGCCCUGCACGAGCGGGUCUUCAUGGCCCCCGGCGUCAGGAGGAUCCCCGUGCGCCAAGGCAGCGUGCGAGCCACCCUCUUCCUGCCCCCAGGAGCAGGACCCUUUCCUGGAGUGAUUGACCUGUUUGGCACUGGAGGUGGCCUUUGCGAAUACAGGGCAAGCCUUUUGUCUGGGCAUGGCUUUGCCACCCUUGCUCUGGCUUAUUUCAAAUUUGAGGACCUUCCCGAAGAAAUCAAUGACCUGGAUCUGGAGUAUUUCGAAGAGGCUGUGGAUUAUAUGCUGCAGCAUCCAAAGGUCAAGGGUCCAGGCGUUGGGCUCCUUGGAUUCUCCAAAGGGGGUGACCUGUGCCUUUCCAUGGCGUCUUUCCUGAAGGGCAUCGCCGCCACAGUCCUAAUCAACGCCUGCGUAGCCAACACCAUGGGCACCCUCACCUAUAAGGGUAGGACUCUCCCCGGGCUGAGCUUUGACCUCGCUCGGGUCAAGAUGACCGAGUCCGGCCUCCUAGACCUCUUGGACAUUUGGGAAAACCCGCUCGGGGAGCCUCACCGUCAAACCUUAAUCCCAAUCGAGAAGGCCGAAGGCCCGUUUCUCUUCAUCUUUGGCCAGGACGACCGUAACUGGAGGAGCGGAUUCUUCGCCAACGCGGCCUCCAGACGUCUGCAGUCCCAUGGGAAGGGAAAGCCCCAGGUCAUCUGUUACCCUGGAACCGGCCAUUGCAUCGACCCUCCUUAUUUCCCACCGUGUUUAGCCUCCGUGCAUGGAUUAGUGAAACACGGGGUGUUCUGGGGAGGGGAGGCAAGGAGUCAGUCCGUGGCCCAGGUGGACUGUUGGCAACAGAUCCAAACCUUCUUCCGCAAGCACCUUAAUAGUGAAAAAUGUCACCUCGAAAGCAAAAUGUAGCAUGUUCGUGAGCUGAAUUUAAUAAUCAAGAGCCCGAUCUGGACCGUAGACCAUAAACUCAUUGUGGGCAGGGAACUCUGAUGUAUAAUAAUAAUAAUAAUGGUAUUUGU
Molecule: messenger RNA, 1413 nt
Organism: Tachyglossus aculeatus (Australian echidna)
Lineage: Eukaryota; Metazoa; Chordata; Mammalia; Monotremata; Tachyglossidae
Gene: ACOT6
Product: acyl-CoA thioesterase 6
Exons: 3
Coding region: 35-1303 (422 amino acids)
Biological process (GO): acyl-CoA metabolic process; fatty acid metabolic process
Molecular function (GO): fatty acyl-CoA hydrolase activity
Source: RefSeq, a predicted model, not a curated record